ACAUAACAAACAGAUAUGCUCUGGUUGCAGGAAUUAAUACCUAGUAAAUUUUAAGUAAAAACUUCGAUAGUUUGAGUGAAUGAAAAUUAAAAUUGAUAUUCUGAACAUGCAUUUGAAACAAACUGCAGGAAAUUGCACAAUUUGGAUGUCGGUCGAUUCUGGCAUCGUACAUUAAAUCGUGGUUUUUGGAACGUGUAGAGAAGUUACUGGAAGAUUCAGAGCAAGCACGAUAGAGGAUACGAGUAUAUUGCGUACGACGUUGAUAAUACAAUUUUCCGUUUUUAUCGGCGUAUUCAACUUUUUUCAAUAUGUCAGACUGGGACACAACUCCAAUUACUCUACGGAAACGUCCCCCGAAAGCUUCAGUACUUAAAUCGGAACAGGCAGUGAAUGCUGCGCGUCGUCAAGGAUUCGUGGUUGAAACACAAGCAAAAUGGGGUGGAGGUACAAAUAAACAACAUGUGGCAACUAAAAACACUGCUAAAUUAGACAGAGAAACAGAAGAAUUAAAACAUGACAAGAUUCCUCUCGAUCUUGGUAAAUUAAUUCAACAAGGAAGACAAAGUAAAGGAUUAUCACAGAAAGACCUCGCGACAAAAGUGAAUGAAAAAGCACAAGUCAUCAAUGAUUAUGAAGCAGGUCGUGGAAUUCCAAAUCAAAUGGUGAUUGGCAAAAUCGAGAAAGUAUUGGGAAUCAAAUUGCGUGGUAAAGAUCGUGGUAAACCAUUAUCACUUCCUGGGAAUAAAAAGUGAAUCUUGGAAGGAAGGAUCUGUACUUCUUACCUUUAUAUAUUGUUCCCUACACAGAACUGCAAGUUAAAUUGUAGGAUUGAGAACAAAUUUAACUCUCUUCACCUUUGAUUAUUUUAUUAUAUAUUUUAAAAUAAAAUAUUAUUUUAUUAAGUA
Frieseomelitta varia is the source of this 905-nucleotide messenger RNA. It is a transcript of the gene mbf1, whose product is annotated as endothelial differentiation-related factor 1 homolog. Gene Ontology annotation, cellular component: nucleus. NCBI's taxonomy places the organism in Eukaryota, Metazoa, Arthropoda, Insecta, Hymenoptera, Apidae. The record is from RefSeq and is a predicted model, not a curated record. Bases 309 to 752 code for a protein of 147 amino acids. Gene Ontology annotation, molecular function: DNA binding. The transcript has 4 exons.